AUGUCCAGGCAUUCAUGCUGCUAUUGCAGUGGCUGUUCCUACUGCGGCAUCGGGCGGUUAUUCAGGCUGUUGCGUGGUUUAGUGUACUUAUUUGAGUGGAAGAUUGAAUCUCUUAGAAGAGAGCGGACACAACUGGAAGAUGAACCCAAUACCAAGAUUGUAAUGGGUAUUGUAACUAGCUGUGGGGAUGAUUAUGGUUGGAUCGAGGACUGUGUCUUCUUCAGCACUGGUGUUGUGAUCGGCCAUUUGUCUGUGAAAAUUGGAGAUAAAGUCCUUGCCUUUGUGGAGGAAGACCCACUAUCACAUGACUUGAAAGCAACUGAAGUAUGUGUUUUCUUAGAAGAUGAUAAGCUUACAGACCCAUACUCCAAGAUCCAAGUAUUAUCUGCGUGUGUUUCCGAUGUGAAGAAAGACAUCAUCCACGUAGCUGAUGAAUACUACUUCUACCUGGACAGCAUUUCUAAAGCUAUCUUAGGUUUUACACCGUAUGAAGGGGACUGGUUAGACAUUGAGUAUUCUGUGGAGCAAGGAUCCUCAAAGAUUACAGUACAGUCAUUGAAGGCCACAAAGCGUAGGCACCUGGAAGAGGCCUGCGUGACUAGCAUCCACAGACGACAAGGACUGCUCAAUCACUCCAUCUUCUUCACCCUGAACUCACUGAAAUGCCCUCUGGGCUAUACCCCUCUUGUGGGCCAUGUUGUCAGAGCGGUGAUAGUGCAGAGCAUCGGGUCCCACUACAGCUGGAGAGCCAUCGCCAUGAGUCCAGUGAAGGUGCUGUAG
Messenger RNA from Alexandromys fortis (reed vole), 780 nucleotides. Its product is annotated as cancer/testis antigen 55-like. The transcript has 5 exons. The record is from RefSeq and is a predicted model, not a curated record. Bases 1 to 780 code for a protein of 259 amino acids. NCBI's taxonomy places the organism in Eukaryota, Metazoa, Chordata, Mammalia, Rodentia, Cricetidae.